Saccostrea cuccullata (small rock oyster) is the source of this 2321-nucleotide messenger RNA. Its product is annotated as ADAMTS-like protein 1. Gene Ontology annotation, biological process: extracellular matrix organization. NCBI's taxonomy places the organism in Eukaryota, Metazoa, Mollusca, Bivalvia, Ostreida, Ostreidae. The transcript has 10 exons. The coding region runs from base 66 to 2246 and encodes 726 amino acids. The record is from RefSeq and is a predicted model, not a curated record.
ACUAUCUCAGUCCCAUUCAUUUUUUUUCUUACGAAAACGGAUCUUAAUUGUACAUAACAUCUGUCAUGAAUUCUGGGAAUAAAAUCAUCUUUCUUACACUUCUGUUACUGAAGAUUUAUUUACAUGACACUGAAGCUCGAUGGUCUGGAUGGAGUGCUUGGAGUAUAUGCAGCAAGUCAUGUGACGGUGGAUUGUCCAAUCAGAAACGUCAGUGUUUUGGAAACAGCAAUUGCCUUGGACCGGAAGUCAGAUAUCGUCAUUGCAAUAUACGGCCUUGCAGUGGUUACCUUAUGAAUGACAAUGACAGGAUAUGUAAUUUCCACAAUAACAUAAGGUCCGCGAACCAAGAGUGGAGCCCGUUAUCACAGCAGAUAUACCCAUGUUACGUGUUCUGUAGGGAUAUGUCUGGAAACAUUCCAAAUGAAAUCAAAACUGAUAAAGAGGAUGGCACGAAGUGCAGCUCUCAGCCCAAUUUCUACUGCAUUAAGGGAGAAUGCAAGAGACUUGGUUGUGAUGGGGAGGUGUGGUCUAACAAGUUGAUUGACAGCUGCGGUGUCUGUGGAGGAAAUGGGUCUACUUGUACUGGCAGCAGUCUCGCACAGUCACAUUUCUAUUGGCUGGUGGAAUGGAUGCCAUGUUCGGUUACUUGUGGUACAGGUCAUCAAAAAUCUCACAUAAAAUGCAUAAACAGACGGACAAAGAGAAGAACAAUGGACUAUUAUUGUGACAGAGAAAAGAAACCUAGAGACCUUACCAAGGAAUGUUCCUUACCAGAAUGCCCAUCACAGUGGGAAAUUUCUACCUAUGGGCGAUGUUCUGUGGAGUGUGGCGGAGGAGUACAGCGUCGGCAUGUCCGGUGCGUUCAGCGGUCCGGAAGAGCAAACGUUAUAACUGUGAGAUUCUCCCAGUGUCCUGAUCCAAUCCCGAUGUCGGAAAAGGCGUGCAAUCUGAACUUUUGUCCGGCCAGGUGGCAGACUGGUAAAUGGAGCCAGUGUUCAGUAUCCUGUGGUAUUGGCACUCAACUCCGAAGUCUGACUUGCAUCAAGUCUCCUUCUCACGGGAUACAGAUUAAUGUUUCCCAUUCGGAAUGCUUUGGUGCCCGACCAGAGACUUCACGGGCAUGUUCAGUAGAGGCUUGUUUUAAAGACUUUUAUUCAAUUCCUUCCAUUGUUGUGGAUAAUUCUACCUUCAUUCAGACUCGGCGAAUGAAAAGAGUGUACCUUAAUGUUGGCGGUAAAGCUAUAUUAUUACCAAAACAACCAGUGAAAAUUACAUGUAUUGUGAAAAAUAUGGAUAGAAGACUAAUAUUUUGGACAAAAGACGAUCGACUUAUUCCCGUUUCGCCUUAUAAGAGAGUUCAUGUUCUACCGAAUGGAGUACUAAAAAUUAAACGAACAGACCCAAAUAUAGACGCAGGAGUUUUUACUUGCAUGGCAGGGAUUGAGAAAGCCAGCAUCUACAUAUCGUUUCAGAACAAGAAAAAGGCCACUAAGACAGCUAGAACAAUGAUAAAGCAUAUGGAGAAAGAUAUAUUAAAGUUAGAUAAACCACAAUCAGACAAAAUGCCAGGACCAGACGCGUUAAAUAGCAACAGGUCCGAAGUAGCGGAAUUCAUGGUUGGUGAUUGGUCCCCAUGUUCAAGAACGUGUGGAACGGGUUUACAAACACGGGAAGUGACGUGUAGUGUGUACUCAAAUAAAUAUAUAAAAAUUGUCCCGGUUAAACUUUGUGAGCAGCAAGAAAAACCGGUGAAUGUUAGACAGUGUUUAGUUCAGGAAUUCUGUCCACAAUGGAAUGUAGACAAGUGGGGGGAGUGUAGUGUAAAAACAUGCAAAAGGAUAGGUAAGGCGGCACAACAACGUGCGGUGUUCUGUACAAACGGAAAUGGUACAAUCAUACAUCGCUCUAAAUGCCUGAAUAUACCCGUACCAGUCGGUUUUCGGGAAUGUGACAACGAGGAAUGCAAGGUGGAGUGGCAAACUUCCAGGUGGACGAAGUGUAAGCCACAUUGCGCGCCCCGUGGAAAGAAGUUCCGGUUGUUUUCUUGUGUGUGGAAGAAUACACGUAAACUGGCUUACACUCAGUGUAGAACACUUCCUCGUCCGUUAGCAUGGAAACCAUGCAAGUCCAAGUGUAAAAAAGCGUGUCACGACCAUUCCAGAUAUUGUUCCUUGGUGGGACAGUUAAAAAUGUGCCGAUAUCAGACUUUUACCGACAAAUGCUGUCAGACUUGUAAACAUUUGUAAAAAGUGUAUUGAUUAUUUGUUAUUCAAUUGUUUUAAAUGAUUAGAAAUUAAAUAAAAGUAUUCAAAUAUCAGUUA